CCAAUGAAAGGUGCAGAACACUACUCGGUGAGUUCCACCGAUGACCAUUCGUGGAAGAGCUAUUGUGCAUUGGGUUUGUGUGGCACGAGAGGGGAAACGAACUCGAGUUCGGAUUCGAUGAGACGAAACAGCGAUUUGUGAAAGAAUGACGAACAACAAAUGAAAAAAAAAAAACUCGUGCACCGCUGUUGAAAAAGGCCUUGUGGAACACUCGCAAAGGGUCCAUCGAUUUUGGUCCAAAGCGUCGUUUGUACGGUACCGUACCGUACCAUUCCGUCCGACCGCCCCCCGUUGUGAAAAUAAUUUGGCCUCAUCGAACGGUUCUCCGCGUUCGGGUGCCACGGUACCGUACGGGUUGACGUGACACGUCCGAGGUCGCAAGCAGGGGUUCGGAAUCGGUUUGCGGAAGGGCCUCGGGCGACGCCGGGGGCGGGAGGAAGGCCUAAAAAUAAGGCCUUAUCCAAAACCCCUUCACAACAAUUCCGCGCGGUGUGAGAAUCCCGUAUCGCGGCAGUAGCAGUUGCGUCGUCCUUCGCGACGGGUGCGGGCGGUGCGAUCCCCGCGCUCCGUCGCAACACUGGUACUGUCUGUACCGUACGGUGCGCAGACUACUGUUACGGCACCGGUUCGGAAACUACCCGAAGUUCUGUUCUUCGCUGCGCGGCCGAACCUUCCCAUCCACCAGAUCGGGAGCGAACGAUUGCGUCAGAAUUGUUUUUUUGAAAAAGGAAGGAGCUCGAAGAAUUUCGAGCCGUGCGACACAGUAGCGCCAGACGGUCGAAACGGUGGGCACCCGAAUUAAAUUUGACCUCUCGGUGUGCCUCGUACGCAACUUGGACGCGGUUCUCCGUUCGACACCAAAGCAUGUCCUAGAGGACGUUAUUGGAACAGUUAUGACGGCGUCGCAUUUCGCGACAGAUGGGAUUGGUCGAGAAAAAAAAAAACCCACAUCGUUAAAUAGCAUCACUCGCACCAGUACAUCUUGAUCGUUCCAAAUUUGGAGACGAGAAACACACACAUAGUAAAAACAGUAUCAAAGUGUGACACGGAUACGUCACUCUACGUCAUUCUUGAAGCUCCUCGAAAUUAGGAAGCGAUUGGAAUAUAUUCCUUUGUCUUCCUCGUUGUUACCGUACCGUACAUUAUCGUACAAUACUGUACCAUAGUGAUUCUUCUCCCUCGUCCAAAGCGGCAGUUGGACCGACACGUACGUACCCACGACGAAACUACAAGCUUCCAUUAGUGCUGCAUGGGGGUUGUAGUACAUGAUUUUUUUUUAACGUAACCUUUGCCGUAGAUUGGAUCUUUUGGGUAGUACCGUGAAAUUAUCACGAAAAACUUCUAUCACUCGCGGUGACACUUUCUCGUCAUUUUUGCACAUAUUUCCAUUGCACAAUUCAAGGAUACAAACAUCAUCAUGGUCGAAGCAGACAACUCUCCCUCCAAGCCCAACAGCGAAAACCCAGUGGUUUUGGUUCUCGGCGGAACCACCAUUGCAUUCCUCAUCGCCACAAUCGUGCUGGCGGUGCAGAAGAACAACCUCUCGGCGGAAUCCUCAUCGGCAGCCCUCGAGGUCCCCAUGUCGAACGUCCCCGACAACAAGUUCUACGACAUUGCCUCGAUCUUUUCCCUCGGAGACAACAAGUGCGACGGAACCAACCCCAAGUUCGACAAUGUGGACUGCAUCCACGUCCCCGGUCCGCAGGCCGGAGCCAACGUGACCAAGGGAUAUGUUGGUGGACUCGAAAGUACGUAUCGCAUUUGGACUAUCGAAGCAGCAAUGCGCAAAGAAUGCGUGUCCUCGCAUGCUUUGCGUGGAAUCCAUGGAUGGCUUUUUCUCUAACCUCUUGUUUUCUCGGACUCGCUAAAAUCCCAAUCCACCGAAUCUCUCUCCAACAGCCGAUGUCGAACCCAACCUCAAGAACUACUGGCAGACCGCCAUGUGCCCGGUCAACGUCCACUGGCACUUGGGAACCGAGCACUACUCGGUUGGUGAGUACGACGAGAACGGAAACGGACCCCACGGCAACGUCGGCCUCGAGCCGGAAUCCGGAGACGCCGAGUCCUACCACGAUGGACACACCGAGGGCGUCAAGGACUUUGCCAACAUGACCGACGACGAGGUCGACUCCCGUUUCCUCGCGGCCGAGGACCACGAAGUCCGUGGAGGAUUCCGUUGCCACCACUACGACGAAAACGACGAGAAGUUCACCAAGCCCUACGAAUGGAAGCACUGCGUGCACAUGGAAGUCGGUGAAACCUACGAGGUCCACUGGCCCCACUCCGCUGCCGGGGCCUGCGGAACCGUCGACCAGUACCAGACCCCCUUUUACGACGGUGUCUUUUGCAACCUCGAUCUCGAGACCUUUUCCACCCUCGGUCCCCAGGACAUUGCCUCGGCGGUCGGUGUCCAGGCACAGAUCUUUACCAUUGUCAACGACGAGUCCUACUUUUACCCCGAUCUGAUCCGCGGAUGGAUCGUCGACGAGCAGGAGAACAUGGGCCAGGACGUUGCCUACUACACCGGAAGCACCACCGGUACCUCCCGAAACAACGACAUCUGCUCCGCCUACACACCCAUCACCUGGCAGGUCGACCGCAAGUGCCACAUGAUCUCCGCCUCGAGCUUUGACAAGCUCUGCUACGACAUGAAGCUCCAGCGCGACGACAUGUCCAAGGACCUCCACGCCCACGGAUCCCGGGAACUCGUCAAGGACUCGCUCGUUGCCAACAACCAGGCCCGCCAGCUCCACGAACACGAACCCGUCACCGGCGGAGACGAGAGCGAGCUCACCGCAGAGCAGUUGCGCCACCUCCGCACCUACGGCCAUUACCACAAAUCCAGCGACCAUCAAGAAUGGUACUAAACAAAAAACACGUGCAUGUUUU
Molecule: messenger RNA, 2889 nt
Organism: Pseudo-nitzschia multistriata
Lineage: Eukaryota; Bacillariophyta; Bacillariophyceae; Bacillariales; Bacillariaceae
Source: the annotation of a GenBank genome assembly